AUGUCAAAGGGUCGCGUUUGCCUUGCCUACUCCGGUGGCCUCGACACAUCGGUCAUUCUGAAAUGGCUUGUGCUCGAGGGCUACUCGGUCGUCUGCUACCUGGCCGAUGUUGGCCAGGAGGACGCCCAGGACGCUGCCGCCAUCGAGAAGAAGGCCAUGCUGCUAGGUGCCGAGCGCAUGGUCAUUGAGGACCUCCAGAAGACCUUUGUCGAGGACCUCGUCUUCCGCGCCGUCCAGUGCAACGCCAUCUACGAGGACCGUUACCUCCUGGGCACCUCCCUCGCCCGCCCCGUCAUCGCCAAGGCCCAGGUCCAGGUCGCCGAGCGCUACAACUGCCAGUUCCUGUCGCACGGCUGCACCGGCAAGGGCAACGACCAGGUCCGCUUCGAGCUGGCCUUCAAGGCCCUCAACCCGGCCCUGCAGAUCAUUGCGCCCUGGCGACUGCCCGAGUUCUGCAACAAGUUCCAGGGCCGCCAGGAUCUGCUCAAGUUCGCCGCCGAGAACAACAUCCCCGUCUCCUCCUCCCCCAAGGCUCCCUGGUCCAUGGACGAGAACCUGGCCCACUGCUCCUACGAGGCCGGCAUCCUCGAGGACCCCGACCACACCCCGCCCAAGGAGCUGUGGAAGAUGACCCUCGACCCCCUCGACGCCCCCGACAAACCCACCGAGUUCACCAUCCACUUCGAGAAGGGUAUUCCCGUCAAGGUUGUCGAGGGCGGCAAGGAGACGACCGGCUCGGUCGAGCUGUUCAAGCUCCUCAACAAAAUCGGCCGCGAGAACGGCGUUGGCCGCAUCGACAUUGUCGAGACCCGAUUUGUCGGCAUCAAGUCGCGAGGAUGCUACGAUACACCCGGCCUCACCAUUGCCCGCCUGGCCCAUCUUGACCUGGAGGGUCUCGUCAUGGACUCUAAGGUGCGGGAGCUUCGUGAUCAGUUUAUCACCGUGUCCUGGUCUCGACAACUGUACAACGGCAUGUACUUCAGCCCCGAGCGCGAGUUUGUCGAGAACAGCAUUCUCUUCUCCCAGCAAAAUGUUACCGGCCAAGUCAGGAUGAUGGCAUACAAGGGCAACGCAUAUGUCAUUGGACGAUCCAGCGACGCCAGCAACCUGUACAGCGAGCAGGACGCUUCCAUGGACUCGCUCGAGGGUUUCAGCCCCUGGGACACCACUGGCUUCAUCGAGAUCAACGCUCUGCGACUCAAGAAGUACGGUCUGCAGAAGCAAAAGGACGGCCAGCCUCUUACUAAAUAA
Molecule: messenger RNA, 1251 nt
Organism: Neoarthrinium moseri
Lineage: Eukaryota; Fungi; Ascomycota; Sordariomycetes; Amphisphaeriales; Apiosporaceae
Exons: 4
Coding region: 1-1251 (416 amino acids)
Biological process (GO): L-arginine biosynthetic process; urea cycle
Cellular component (GO): cytoplasm
Molecular function (GO): ATP binding; argininosuccinate synthase activity
Source: RefSeq, a predicted model, not a curated record